UUGACUUUUAGCAAUAGUGGCUUGUCCGUCACCAAAUAGUUUAACAUGGAUGUUCACAUUGGUUUACGUCUAUAAAUUCAGCUGUAUGCUCUUGAGAUCUUCAUUAAUUAGAAAGAACACCGGUAAAAGAUAACUCGGAUAAUCAGAGCCGAAAUGAUGAAGCAACCAAGCACAAGCUCUGGUCACCAACAGCAGCAGCAGCAGCAGAACCAUACUAUUGUUCAGAUGCCUCAACAGCAAGUGCCGGCACCAGCGCAACAAAACCCACCACAACCUAACAGGCCUAGUUUAGAACUACUUCUUGGAAAUAGAGAAGAAAAAUACAUCAAGUUUGCUGUUCCACUUUACGAAGCCGCAAUGAAAGGAGAUUGGAAGGCCGCUGAACCCAUUCUUAGACAAGACCCACAUCUGAUGCGUGCUGCUAUCACGGAAAACGAGGAAACACUGCUUCACGUUGCAGCAUCAGCAGAGAGCACCAAGGCAGUAGAACAAUUUGUGAUAAAUCUUGUACAGUUGAUGGAAAAACCGGAUUUGGAGCUACAAAAUAAAAAUUGGGAUACUGCCCUCUGUUUAGCAGCUGCUGCUGGAAAUAUAGAAACAGCCAAGACGAUGGUGCAAAAGAAUCGAGCCUUGAUUGAAAUCCUUAAUUUUAAGAAAGUUAUGCCACUCUAUAUGGCUGCUUUAUUUGCAAAACCCAAAAUGGUGGCCUAUCUGUAUAAUCUUUCUAACAAAAUGGUGGGCGAUUGUUGGACACAUGAUAAUCGUGGCUGGGUCCUCCAAAAAUGUGUUGAAGCGGAUAUGUUUGAUGUUGCUCUGAAUAUAUUGAAUGACUGCCCGAAUAUCAUUCUCCCGAACCGGUUACUUACUGAUGUGCUUUUAGCUUUGGCGCAGAAGCCUCGUGCAUUUGAAGAAGAAAAAACAAAUAGUAUCUCCACAAAAAUCAAAUCAAUUUUUGCAGCGCCCAACAAAAAAGAAAGUGCUGCCCUUGAGUUAUUAAAAAUAAUCUGGGAAAAAGUUGCCAAAAUGGGGAAGAAAGAGAUUGAUGACAUAAUCCGAGGGCCGAGUUCUGUAAAAACAAAUAAGGAGGGUAAGGCAAAAAGAGGCUACUUUUCCCGAGUACUUUUUGUUGCUGCAAAAAUGGGCAAUACGCGUUUUAUAAUUGAACUCAUACGCUCAUAUCCUGAUCUCAUAUGGAAACAAGAUCACAAAGGAAAAACUAUAUUUCAUUUUGCGGUCAAAUUUCGUCAAAUAGAGGUUUUUAAGUUGAUAUAUGAAAUUGGUGCAAUGAAAGAUUUAAUAACUCCUAUUAAAGACGAAAACCACAAUAACAUGCUGCAUAUUGUCGCAAAGAGCGUAAAGCAACAACAAUUUGAAAAUGCAUCCGGAGUUGCUUUUCAAAUGCAAAGCGAGUUAUUAUGGUUCCAGGAGGUACAGAAAAUGAUCCCACCUCAAUACAGGCAAAGGGAGAAUAAAAGAGGUAAAACACCAAAAGAGUUGUUCACCAAGGAGCAUGAAGCAUUAUUAAAAGAUGGCAGGGAAUGGAUGAAAGAUACCGCAUCUCAGUGUAUGGUGGUUGCAACCCUUAUAGCCACCAUUGUCUUCGCAGCGGCUUUUACACUUCCUGGUGGAUACGAUCAAGACACCGGCAUACCUUUUUUCAGAAAAGAAGCAUCCCUCAUUAUUUUUGUGAUCUCAGAUGCUGUUUCUUUAAUAUGCUCAUCAACCUCGGUCCUUAUGUUCUUAUCUAUCCUCACAUCCCGUUAUGCUGAAUAUGAUUUUAAGGAGGCAUUACCAAGGAAACUAGUGAAUGGUAUUGCAACGCUCUUCCUCUCUAUUGUAACCAUGAUGAUUGCAUUCAGUGCGAGUUUCUUUGUUCUUUACCAUAACAAGGUGAGAUGGAUACCAAUCACCAUCACCGCUUUGGCCAGCAUUCCAGUCAUGUUUUAUAUCUUCCUACAACUAGAUCUUUUCAAGGAUGUUGUUAAGGCGGCGUAUCAAUCUAAACAUUUGUUUAAGCCCAAUAAAAAACGUACUCUUUACUAUUAAAUCAAAAUGUAACGUUUGUUUUAGUCCAAGGUCCAUGUUUGUUUUCUUCCAAGGUUCCUGUACUAUAUCGGGUACUCUAUGUCAAAUAAAGGUCAUGAUUAUAUUA
Helianthus annuus (common sunflower) is the source of this 2152-nucleotide messenger RNA. Its product is annotated as ankyrin repeat-containing protein At5g02620. The transcript has 6 exons. Bases 154 to 2046 code for a protein of 630 amino acids. NCBI's taxonomy places the organism in Eukaryota, Viridiplantae, Streptophyta, Magnoliopsida, Asterales, Asteraceae. Gene Ontology annotation, molecular function: protein binding. The record is from RefSeq and is a predicted model, not a curated record.